GUCUAGUUUCAUUUGAUUUCUCACACUACCUUCAUAUUUCAAAGAGUAUAUAAACAAGUGCUAGGUAUAUGUGAGCUCAUACAAAAACAUAAUCUUCUCUUCCUAAAUUUCUAUCUCCUAUCAUCCAUUUUUCUUUUCUUGGGAUUAAGAAUUCUCAUUCAAUGUCCCUUUAGUCCUCUUUUUCUGUCCCAUUGAAACUUACACUUAUUUUGCCUAUUUUCCACUUAUAAACUUUGUAGUGUUUUUUUCAUCUAUUUUUGGCACAACAUGGCCGCUGGUGAAAAGGGUUCAAUCUCACUAGAUCAGAUCAAGAAUGAGACUGUUGAUUUGGAACGUAUUCCAAUUGACGAAGUUUUUGAGCAGUUGAAAUGUACAAGAGAAGGUUUGUCCUCUACAGAAGGAGAAAACAGGAUUCAAAUAUUUGGUCCAAACAAGCUAGAAGAAAAAAAGGAGAGCAAAUUUCUCAAGUUUCUUGGGUUUAUGUGGAAUCCAUUAUCAUGGGUGAUGGAAGCUGCAGCUAUAAUGGCAAUUGCUCUUGCAAAUGGUGAAGGGAAGCCACCAGAUUGGCAAGAUUUUGUGGGAAUUGUUUGCUUGUUGGUUAUCAAUUCCACAAUCAGUUUUAUUGAAGAAAACAAUGCUGGUAAUGCUGCUGCUGCUCUUAUGGCUGGUCUUGCUCCUAAGACAAAGGUUCUUAGAGAUGGAAAAUGGAGUGAGCAAGAGGCUGCAAUUCUAGUCCCAGGAGACAUCAUUAGCAUCAAACUCGGUGACAUUAUACCAGCCGAUGCUCGUCUUCUAGAAGGUGAUCCUUUAAUGGUUGAUCAAGCAGCAUUAACAGGAGAAUCACUUCCAGUAACUAGACAUCCAGGACAAGAAGUUUUCUCAGGCUCAACUUGCAAACAAGGAGAAAUCGAAGCUGUUGUUAUAGCAACCGGUGUCCACACAUUCUUCGGAAAAGCAGCACAUUUAGUUGACAGUACAAACAAUGUUGGACAUUUCCAAAUGGUUCUCAAAGCAAUUGGAAACUUUUGUAUCUGUUCCAUUGCUGUUGGUAUGUUGGCUGAGAUUAUCGUCAUGUAUCCUAUUCAACACCGCAAAUAUCGCGAUGGAAUUGACAACCUUUUAGUCCUUUUGAUUGGUGGAAUUCCAAUUGCUAUGCCAACUGUUUUGUCUGUUACAAUGGCUAUUGGUUCCCACAAACUUUCUCAGCAAGGUGCUAUCACAAAAAGAAUGACUGCUAUCGAAGAAAUGGCCGGCAUGGAUGUUCUUUGCAGUGACAAGACCGGAACACUUACUCUUAACAAAUUGAGUGUCGAUAGAAACUUGAUUGAGGUGUUUAUAAAGGGUGUCGAUAAGGAACAUGUCAUCCUUCUUGCUGCUAGGGCUGCUCGAACUGAAAAUCAGGAUGCUAUAGAUUCUGCUAUCGUUGGAAUGCUUGCUGACCCUAAAGAGGCGAGAGCCGGGAUAAGAGAGGUGCAUUUCUUGCCAUUCAAUCCUGUUGAUAAGAGAACUGCUUUGACUUAUAUCGAUAAUGAUGGAAAUUGGCAUAGAGCUAGCAAAGGUGCUCCUGAACAGAUCAUGAACUUGUGUAACCUUAGGGAAGAUGCUAAGAAGAAGGUUCAUGGUAUUAUUGAAAAGUUUGCAGAAAGAGGACUACGUUCACUCGGAGUUGCUAGACAGGAAAUUCCUGAGAAAACAAAGGAAAGUGCUGGUGCUCCAUGGCAAUUUGUCGGUUUGUUGUCUGUGUUUGAUCCUCCUCGCCAUGACAGUGCUGAAACCAUCCGUAGAGCUCUUCAUCUCGGUGUAAAUGUUAAGAUGAUUACAGGUGAUCAACUGGCCAUAGCUAAGGAAACUGGUAGGAGACUUGGUAUGGGAACCAAUAUGUAUCCAUCUUCUACCUUGCUUGGUCAAGACAAAGAUGCAAAUAUUGCCGCAAUUCCAGUUGAAGAGCUGAUUGAGAAAGCAGACGGAUUUGCUGGAGUUUUUCCAGAACAUAAAUAUGAAAUUGUGAAGAAAUUACAAGAGAGGAAGCACAUUUGUGGAAUGACUGGAGAUGGUGUGAAUGAUGCUCCUGCAUUGAAGAAAGCUGACAUUGGAAUUGCUGUCGCUGAUGCCACCGAUGCUGCACGAGGUGCUUCUGAUAUAGUCUUAACAGAACCUGGUUUGAGUGUUAUCAUCAGUGCAGUCUUGACAAGUAGAGCUAUUUUCCAAAGAAUGAAGAACUACACGAUCUAUGCAGUGUCUAUCACUAUUCGUAUAGUGUUUGGCUUCAUGUUUAUUGCAUUGAUAUGGAAAUUUGAUUUCUCUCCAUUCAUGAUUUUGAUUAUUGCCAUUUUAAAUGACGGAACAAUCAUGACAAUUUCAAAGGAUAGAGUUAAGCCAUCUCCAAUGCCUGAUAGCUGGAAACUGAAAGAAAUCUUUGCAACUGGUGUCAUGCUUGGAGGUUACUUGGCAUUGAUGACUGUGAUAUUUUUCUGGAUAGUGAAAGACACUAAGUUCUUCCCUGAAAGAUUUGGAGUUAGAGAUAUUCAUGACAGUAAUGAUGAAUUGACGGCUGCUUUGUAUCUACAAGUUAGUAUAGUUAGUCAGGCUUUGAUCUUCGUAACUCGUUCGCGUAGCUGGUCUUAUAUCGAACGACCUGGAAUGCUGUUAAUGGGUGCUUUCCUCAUUGCUCAACUGAUUGCUACAUUAAUAGCGGUAUAUGCCAACUGGGGCUUUGCAAGAAUCCAAGGAAUUGGUUGGGGUUGGGCAGGAGUCAUCUGGCUCUAUAGUAUUGUCUUCUAUAUUCCUCUUGACAUCAUCAAGUUCGCCACUCGCUAUGUCUUAAGCGGCAAAGCAUGGCUAAAUCUUCUAGAAAACAAGACUGCCUUCACUACCAAGAAGGAUUACGGUAAAGAAGAGAGGGAAGCUCAAUGGGCUCAUGCUCAACGGACACUUCAUGGACUUCAACCACCAGAAAGUUCUGGAAUCUUCAAUGAGAAGAACAGUUAUAGAGAGUUGUCUGAGAUUGCUGAGCAGGCUAAGAGACGUGCCGAAGUUGCUAGGCUUCGCGAACUUCAUACCCUUAAAGGACAUGUUGAAUCUGUUGUGAAGCUGAAAGGACUGGACAUAGACACUAUACAACAACAUUACACUGUGUGACAUAAGAAACACACAAAUGUUGUAUAGUUAGUUAAUUAAGGAGCCAAGAUUAAAUGGCACACCUAAAAGAAGAGAUAAAUUGCCAUUAGGUAGGGAGAGAAAUCUUGUGAUAUGUCUCUCCCAAGUGUUUUACUUUAUUGUUAAUGUAUUUUUCUAGUAAUCUUUUGAUGCUAGAAACAUAGUAGUUUUAGUUUCAAGCAAACAUUAUGCUAGCUUCUCUAUGCUUUUGAGUCCACCAAUUUCUCAAUUUGUAGUUUUCAUUUUUAUUGUAUGUCACUUUAGAAGUGGCGGUUAUUAGACAAAAUGAGUUACCUAUUGGAAUCAUGUUGUGAAUAAGAGUUUAUUGAGGUUUUAAUGGCAUAAUGAAAAAUUUCAAA
Messenger RNA from Trifolium pratense (red clover), 3515 nucleotides. RefSeq names its product plasma membrane ATPase 4-like. Gene Ontology annotation, biological process: proton export across plasma membrane; regulation of intracellular pH. Lineage: Eukaryota; Viridiplantae; Streptophyta; Magnoliopsida; Fabales; Fabaceae. The transcript has 16 exons. Gene Ontology annotation, cellular component: plasma membrane. Gene Ontology annotation, molecular function: ATP binding; ATP hydrolysis activity; P-type proton-exporting transporter activity. The coding region runs from base 268 to 3138 and encodes 956 amino acids. The record is from RefSeq and is a predicted model, not a curated record.